Molecule: messenger RNA, 294 nt
Organism: Canariomyces notabilis
Lineage: Eukaryota; Fungi; Ascomycota; Sordariomycetes; Sordariales; Chaetomiaceae
Exons: 1
Source: RefSeq, a predicted model, not a curated record
GCGUCGCAGCCCUCGCUCUCCGCAAACUACACCUCCACGAGCAACGCUCCCUUCACCAUCUCCUUGCCCCUCACGACGCCUCCCAACAGCACCACCACCGAGAACAAGACCAAGUAUCUGGCCGAGCUCCGCCAGUCGGCCAUUUCGCUCCAAGAGCAAGUCAACCGGGAACUUACCGCACGAAUGGAGGAAGACAAGACGCGAGACACGAGCGCAACAACAGACCCCGGGGCCAGCCUUGUGGACGAUGAGAAGGAGGAGGAAAACUACGGGGAGGAGGUAGUAGAGGAAGAG